Colletotrichum spaethianum is the source of this 456-nucleotide messenger RNA. Its product is annotated as secondary metabolism regulator LAE1. The record is from RefSeq and is a predicted model, not a curated record. The coding region runs from base 1 to 456 and encodes 151 amino acids. Lineage: Eukaryota; Fungi; Ascomycota; Sordariomycetes; Glomerellales; Glomerellaceae. The transcript is spliced from 4 exons.
AUGGCAGUAGCCUUCCGAAGAACCAUCAACUACAACGAAUCGAAUCUCACGAGAAUAGAAUACAUUUAUCCCAAUGACGAGAAGGAAAACGAUAUAUUAGACUUGCAACACAACCUGUUCCUUCUCACGACUCACUACAAGCUUGGUCUUGCUCCUAUAGCGCAGGAGGAUUCCAAAGUGAAGCGUGUCCUUGAUGUCGGUACCGGUACUAGCCUCUGCGUCCUGCCCAAUGUCAGGUUCGAGGUUGACGAUAUUGAAGAACCUUGGACGUACCAUCUGCCUUUUGGUUACAUCCACACUCUUGCUAUGACUUCCAGCAUCUCCGAUUGGAAGAAAUUCUCCCUGAAGUGCUUUGAUGCAAACCUGUCGGCUUACUGGACAGCUCUCUGGAACCCGGUGGCUACAUUGAGCUUCGAGAUGGCCACACCAGACCUGAUUGCGACGACGGGACCCUGA